ACCCAACCUCCAUCUUUGAUCAAAACCGCGUUACCUUUCUUUCUUUUCUUACUCUCUUUCCUCUCAAUUCAUUCUCUGAAUCUAAAUAUCUUUUAGAAUCAUUUGCCACUAUUAUUCUUUACAAUCACCCAACUUUUUCAACCCCACUGGUCGUCCUUGCACCUCUGAAAAAGCAAAGCAAAAAAACAAAACAACAAAACCCAGUUCCGACAUUGUAUUGUAUUUUUUAUUUUUUAUUUUUUUUUCAAAUACCUCAUAAUUAUUAAAUUUAGUUUGGUUUGGUAUACUACUAUCAAAUUAGUACAAAUUCACCAAACCAGACACAUACAGUCUGUUUUAACUUUAGUGGCACUUCUUUUCUUCACAAAGUGACUGCUUGCCUAACCAAGAAAGUUUUCUUUUUAUCAAAAAUCAAAGACCACCCCACAAUCCCAUUUUUACUCACACCCAGAUCGGAUCAGAUCGAAAGCUUUGGUUUUUAUCAAACACCCACUUCCAGUUAGUGGAAUUUGAGGUGGGUUUGUGAUUAGAGAGCCCAGUAACAGGAAAUCAAAGAGGAUGGGUGAGGGUGAGCGAUUCCAGCUGGGAACAGUUGGGGCGUUGUCUCUGUCCGUAGUUUCUUCUGUGUCCAUUGUGAUUUGUAACAAGGCUCUAAUGAGCUCAUUGGGUUUUCAUUUCGCUACAACUUUGACAAGCUGGCAUCUUCUAGUCACCUUUUGUUCUCUUCAUGUGGCUUUAAAGAUGAAAUUCUUUGAACACAAAGCUUUUGACCAAAGUGCUGUAAUGGGCUUUGGCAUUCUAAAUGGGAUCUCCAUUGGGCUUUUGAAUUUGAGCCUGGGUUUCAAUUCUGUUGGAUUUUAUCAGAUGACCAAGCUGGCAAUCAUUCCUUGCACUGUAGUCUUGGAGACCCUUUUCCUUGGCAAGAGAUUCAGUAGGACUAUUCAGCUUACACUCAUUAUCCUCCUUCUGGGUGUUGGGAUUGCAACAGUCACAGAUGUGCAACUUAAUGCUUUGGGCUCUAUCCUAUCUCUCCUUGCAAUUGUUACAACAUGUGUUGCUCAAAUUAUGACCAAUACCAUCCAGAAGAAGUUUAAGGUUUCUUCAACCCAACUUCUAUAUCAAUCUUGCCCAUAUCAAGCAGGCACCUUGUUGAUCACUGGCCCAUUUUUGGAUGGGCUUUUGACUGAUCAGAAUGUAUUUGCUUUCAAAUAUACCAGUCAAGUAGUGGCAUUCAUCAUCCUAUCCUGCCUGAUAUCUGUCUCUGUAAAUUUUAGCACAUUUCUUGUAAUUGGAAAGACAUCCCCAGUCACCUAUCAGGUGCUUGGACAUCUGAAGACUUGCUUGGUAUUGGCAUUUGGUUAUGUCUUACUUCAUGACCCAUUUAACUGGAGGAAUAUUUUAGGGAUUUUGAUUGCACUAAUUGGGAUGGUUCUAUAUUCCUACUUUUGCACUCGUGAGAGUCAGCAAAAGGCUAAUGAAACAGCAGCACAACCAUUUCAGGUAGUGGAAGGUGAAGCUGAUCCUCUGCUGAAUGCGGAAAAUGGGAAAGGAGGAUUAACUGAUGCUGUUGUCCCAAAAGCCCCUGUGUGGAAUUCAAACAAAGAUUUGCAUGCAUGAAAGAUUGUUCAUACACUGAAGAGAAUCAGAUCUCAAAUUCGCGAUCAAACUAAAGGAGAAAGUCACUUAAAUGAAAAUAGGGGGGGAAAUAGUGCUACUGUGAGAGCAAUGGCAAUAUCUGUGGCAUAAACAGAUUUUCCAUGUGGUACAUCUGCAAUCUGCCCAGGUGUGAGCCUUCCUUUUCCUUAUUAGUGUUGGUUUAGCAUUAUAUUAAGUUGAUAUCCCACCAGUUAGCUCAAACGAUGACUGCAUAUAAUGGGUAUUGUUGUUUUCCUGGCCAAACAAAUAUGGUUCAGCCUUGUAAUCAUUUUUUUAAUGAAAUCUUAUUGCCUGUUAUAUAUGGAAAA
Molecule: messenger RNA, 1964 nt
Organism: Quercus robur (English oak)
Lineage: Eukaryota; Viridiplantae; Streptophyta; Magnoliopsida; Fagales; Fagaceae
Product: UDP-xylose transporter 3-like
Exons: 7
Coding region: 559-1617 (352 amino acids)
Cellular component (GO): Golgi apparatus
Molecular function (GO): UDP-xylose transmembrane transporter activity; antiporter activity
Source: RefSeq, a predicted model, not a curated record